AUGAGCGUUGUCUUCACUGAAACCACGGACGAGACGGGGCAACACGCGACGUUAUCGAUACCUAUACCUCACGAGGGCUGCGUCAACGUGCGGGUGAACCUCGAAAAUGGUUCGGUUUACAUUCGCACCGUUGCAAGUUCAGGCAGUACGGCAUUAUCAGCGCCAUCUCCUUCAGAUGCUCCUCCCGCGUACAAGGCAACUUCAAAUGAGGCCUCCGACCUGGCGCCGUCCGUACCCCAGGUAUCCCCAAAGCCUCACGAGCAACCUUCGCCUGUCUGCUUCGUUUGCCAUCCACACAAUAAAGACGCAUUCAAGGCCGGCUUUGUAUGUUCCGACUACGACGCUGGCAUUGCGAUUAAGGCGGAAGAGGCAUCGAACGGUUGUGGAAGCGACCCAGCUAACUCUACUUCAAGGAAGCGCGCACCGAGAACAAGAGAUCCCCAGGACACCCGCUCCAUCUAUCGCCGGUUCAUGGACUUCAACUCACUCAACUGGCAGGUAGCCAAGUGCAUAGGCGACGGUGACUACUGGAUGGGCUUGUCUCGAAAGAUCUACAGGAAAAGGGCAGGUAUAUUUACCUUCAGAACCGUGCCGAGAACGGGCCUAUCCACUGUAGACAUUCAGAAGGCCGCCAAUUUGCUUUUCUGGGUACGGCGUAGGACAGACGAUGCGGAGGCGGUUUUGCGCAUUGAACGUUACCUCAAGUCUGUCCUCAUGCACGAAGAGUGUACUAAAGAUGUGCAAGACAUGGACCAGAAGCGCAAGAAGAUGUUGAAGGACUUGCAUGAGGAAAGAGCUGAUGGCUCAACCAGCGACGACGAUCGAUUAGCUACGCCGCGUCGAGACACCAUCAUCGUCGCCCUUGCUCAGGGUCUAUCCCACUAUACACCAUCGGACUUGAACGUUUGA
This is a messenger RNA of Peniophora sp. CBMAI 1063, 909 nucleotides long. The record is from the annotation of a GenBank genome assembly. NCBI's taxonomy places the organism in Eukaryota, Fungi, Basidiomycota, Agaricomycetes, Russulales, Peniophoraceae.